Messenger RNA from Giardia duodenalis, 1779 nucleotides. Its product is annotated as Sirtuin type 2. NCBI's taxonomy places the organism in Eukaryota, Fornicata, Diplomonadida, Hexamitidae. The coding region runs from base 1 to 1779 and encodes 592 amino acids. Gene Ontology annotation, molecular function: NAD+ binding. The transcript has a single exon. The record is from RefSeq and is a predicted model, not a curated record.
AUGCAGAUAGAAGAGGACAGACGGCUUGAGGAGCGCCGUAGUAAAGAAAAAGGCCUGGGCAAGGUCCUGAGCAAAGUGUUCACACUACAGAGGGCUGAAAUACGGCAACUUAAGCCUCCUUUUCUGGAGUCUUUCUCCUUAGAGUCGGAAAACUCAUUCUUGAACUACAAGAUUGAUUUAUUAUAUGCCGCCCUUUUCCCCGGUGAGGGCGCCCCCAAGCCCAAAGCGUAUUGCAUACUCGGGGCAGGAGUUAGUACAGCUGUUGGUCUUUCUGCAUUUCGCUCAUCAGGAUCCAUCUUCAGAAGGGUGCAGCACUUUUAUCCCCUUCUUGUCUAUGCACUCCAGCAAGAGGUUGCCGACCCUUCUGACGAUGAUUUCUUCUUAAGAUAUGCCCUUGGUUUACGGGGCAUUAUUCAAAAUCCCAUUGUUGUUUAUAGUGUUCUGAGGGAAUACCACGAAAGCAUAAUGUUUAUAUCUAACAUCAGGCCUUCGCUUACACACUAUUUUCUUCGCUUCCUUGCAGACGAGGGGAUCCUGAAGCUUAUUUUGACCCAGAACAUUGAUGAACUGGAACGUGGCGUGGGGCUCAGCGAGGUUGUAGAUGUCAAGCAGGUACACGGAUCUCUUAGUAACCCGGGCGCCUGCUUGGCAUGUGGGCGUUCCUGCCUUCCAGAGGUUGUCCUCCAAGCUAUACGUGAUGGCUCUGUAGCCGCCUGCGAAAAUUGUGGCUCAGCGAUUAAGCCAGGAAUUGUUUGCUAUGAUGAGGAUAUAGAUCUUCAAAGCGAUACAGUCAAUUCUCUAUCAGAUAGAGUCAAUCCCUACACUUUGGGUUUAGUUUUUGGAACCUCGCUGUUGGUCGAGCCGGUGAAGUUCCUACCUGGAGCAGCACCCUUGUCCAGUCAAAUUCAUAUUGUGUGUAGAGCAUUCGAUGAGGCAGCAUGGCUUGACAAUCAGGAUUUACAGCAAAUUAAGACUGCUAGACUCAAGCAGCACACCGUCAAUCUUGCAAUAGAGGAGAGAAACACCCAGCUUUCAUUUUCUCCCUAUCUCAAUAUCAUCGAUGAAACUUGCGAUGCAGUUGUCCAAGCGCUUCUCUGUAGGAAUAAAGUAGUGGCAGAGAAAUUUCUUGCCACAAUGCGAAGAGUUCUAGAAGAAGAAAAGCAGAAUACUAGCACCGUCACCACGAUACCCCCCUCUCAAAUAGGGCCGUUCCAUAAGGUAUACCUAGCUGCUCCAGAACUGAUACCACCAGACGGAUACGUUCAGUGUAUUGAGCUCAACGGUAUGCUAGUCUUUUGCCUUCUUACACUUAUUAGCGAUACCAUCCUAACUAAUCACUUCUGCAAUCAGUCUCACUAUGACAUAAUAGACAUACCAACGCACACCGCAGGAGUGGAGCACAGCAAAGAGCAUAUCAACCAGCAUCGCACCUUAUGCAUUAUAGAGGCAGACUACAAGGAAGCGUUGCGUAGAGGAUAUGAAGCCACAGUUAGCUUUCUCCAGAAUGUACUGUACCGACCGAUAAAUUGUCAUUGGGGUAGCUACAUCUAUGGCUACAAUGCAUAUCGACUUACGCCACCAGGAGCAGAAUACAUAGAAACACACGAUCCAUGGAAUGCACUGUUCUUCUGCUCCACGCCAGCAAUAAAAAGACAUGACUUUUGCUAUAAAGGGAUGCCUGGGCUGUCGCUCCAUCUUCAGAACUCAGAAGAUCAUACACUCUUUAUCUAUCUCCGUACAACUGUAUCCAUUUCUCAGCCAGUCAGCCGCGUUACCUAA